This is a messenger RNA of Corylus avellana, 892 nucleotides long. NCBI's taxonomy places the organism in Eukaryota, Viridiplantae, Streptophyta, Magnoliopsida, Fagales, Betulaceae. The record is from RefSeq and is a predicted model, not a curated record.
AGCACGGAAACUCAGCAAAGGAGCGAGAGUGCGUGUGUUUUGGGAGGGGGGGAGUCGCACUAUAAAUACAGAAAACUGAACCGCAACCAACGGUGCUGAUAAGCGUAAAGCCAAAAAGCUCUCCCUCUCUGAUCAAACUCUCCCUUCUCUCCUCUCUUUCUUAUCCAGCGUCCGAUCCCUCUCUCCAAAAAAAAAACAAUUCCACCAAUCACCUCUCGUUUCUCAGCGCGCGCCAAAUACAAAACGAAACACACCUUUCUUGCUCUCUCUCAACAGGUGCAGUGAUCUAGGGUUUUUUUUUUUUUUCUGGCCGGAGAUGGCGGAGGCGCCGACGAGUCCGGCGGGCGGGAGCCACGAUAGCGGCGGCGAGCAGAGCCCGCGCUCGUCCGGCGUGCGUGAGCAAGACCGGUACUUGCCGAUCGCCAACAUCAGCAGGAUCAUGAAGAAGGCGCUGCCUGCCAACGGCAAGAUCGCCAAGGACGCCAAGGACACGAUGCAAGAAUGCGUCUCCGAGUUCAUCAGCUUUAUCACCAGCGAAGCAAGCGAUAAGUGCCAGAAGGAGAAGAGGAAGACCAUCAAUGGCGAUGACUUGUUGUGGGCAAUGGCAACGUUAGGGUUUGAAGAAUAUAUUGAGCCGCUUAAGGUGUACCUAGUUAGGUACAGAGAGUUGGAGGGUGAUUCCAAAGGAUCUGCUAGGGGUGGAGAUGCAUCUGCUAAAAGGGAAGCAGUUGGAGGUCUGACUGUUCAAAAUCCACAGUUUGGUCUUCAGGGGCCGUUGAACUACAUAAACUCCCAAGUAAUUCUCUCUUUCUAUCUGUUUCUGUCUGUGUUGCCCUUAAAAAAAGAAAAGAAAAAAGUAACACAUAUAUGUGGUAUUUCUCUGGAGAAAUGA